Messenger RNA from Drosophila eugracilis, 2745 nucleotides. It is a transcript of the gene Meics, whose product is annotated as zinc finger protein 883. Lineage: Eukaryota; Metazoa; Arthropoda; Insecta; Diptera; Drosophilidae. Gene Ontology annotation, cellular component: nucleus. The record is from RefSeq and is a predicted model, not a curated record. The transcript is spliced from 3 exons. Gene Ontology annotation, biological process: regulation of transcription by RNA polymerase II. Gene Ontology annotation, molecular function: RNA polymerase II cis-regulatory region sequence-specific DNA binding; DNA-binding transcription activator activity, RNA polymerase II-specific; zinc ion binding. The coding region runs from base 1 to 1833 and encodes 610 amino acids.
AUGGAGUGGUUUAAAAACUAUCGUGAAAUCAGGAAAGUGGCCAACAUUUGUUGUUUUUUUUUUUUGAAAUACCGGCCUAUUUUGGUUCGGAGAUCAUCGUGGACAAUGGAAAGAUCAGUUAACGAUGAAAUAGAAAAGAAGUGUCGCGCUUGCGCCGAACACUCGUCAGUACUGGUUGACCUCUUCUCCACGGAGAUCUCUGAUCCACCUGUUAGUGAAAUGCUUAACUCAAUUCUGCCUCAGAAUUACCAAGUAAUUAGAGAUGCAUUUCCUCAUAAGAUUUGCCCCUCCUGUCUCGUGUCCGCUCAAAAUGCGUUCCACUUCAGGAACAAGUGCAAGAAGAGUUUUCAGUUCUUUUCCCAACUUCUCCUAAUGGACGAAUCCGACACGAAAACAAUGGUCGCCAAAGCGGAAGAGAAUCCAUUGAUAUCUUUCGAGAUUGUUGGUUGCGAGGAUCCGCUUGAUACAAAUACGUGUCUAAACACGGAAGAUCGGCUGGAUCGGCUGGAAAUCAAUAAUGAUGCGGAUCCAACAGACGUGUUGUCAAUUAAAGAGCAGGAAACUCAACCAUUGGAAGCUGUUCUUGAAAUAACUUUGAGCGACGUUAAAACAGAGGAAGAAAUGUCUAACGAAGAGAUAUUGGCCGAUGUGUUGGGAACCGACUACGAUGAUGGUAAUGAUAAUAAUGUUGAUGACGAAGUUGAAGGCGAGUCCGAUGAUUGUUCAGCUGAAUGGUCUGAGGACCAAGAUGAGCCCAGGGCCCCCAGUGAUGAAGAGCACAAAAAAAUUGAUGAGAAGAAUCAAUCGCUGCUGUGUACCGAAUGUGGAGUAACGUAUACGACGCAGAAGGCGUUGAAGUAUCACAUUGCUAGGCAUAGAGCGCAGGAUGAUUCCCAAAAGGCGCACCUUUGCGACUUCUGCGGCAGAGGAUUUCGGUUCAAUGCGCAGCUAACAAGUCACAGGCGGAAACACACCGGAGAACGUCCCUUUAAAUGCUCUCGAUGUCCAAAAGCUUACACCAACCUGCCGACUCUUAAGUCGCACCUGCGCACUCAUGAAGGGAAGGUUUACAAAUGUCUGCAGUGCAGUAAGAGCUUUCACACGAUGUCUAACCUGCGAGCGCAUCAGCAGUGGCACACUGGUGACAGACCAUAUAAGUGUUCCGAAUGUCCAAGGGCCUUCACAAAGAACUCUGGACUUAAGUUGCACAGUCGUCUGCACAAGCCUGAAAGACCCUUUAGAUGCGAACUGUGCGGCAAAGGAUUUGUGCAAAACCAGCAUUUAAUAACCCAUCUUCGGGUGCACAACGAGGAUCGCCAGUUUAAGUGCCCUGAUUGCGAUAAGUCGUUCUUCGAGAAAUCCAAUAUGAAAAAGCAUCAGCGUACCCACUCAGGCGUAAAGCCAUUCAAAUGCGAGGAAUGCGGACAUGGGUUCUCCCACAACCAUCAUCUAAAGAGUCACCUACGGAUCCACACUGGAGAAAAGCCUUACAAGUGUGAUCAGUGCGGCAAAGGUUUCUGUGCAAAUCAGUCUUUGGUAAAGCAUACUCUUUGGCAUGUUGAAAACAAUGAUCGACCCUACAAAUGCUCUCAAUGUCCUAAAGCCUAUGACAGUCCGCAGAGUUUACGGGGUCACGAAAAGACGCACAAAAAACCUGAUGAGCCGAAAACGUUACACCAAUGCCCUCACUGCGAAGUUAGAUUUGCUCUUAAAAAGACCUUGGACAAGCAUAUUAGUAGUCAUAAGAUUCGUCCUCACCCAUGCCCUCAUUGCCCAGAAGGAUUCUUCUCCGAGAAGAGCUUCAAAAAACACCUCAAAGUCCACAAGACGUAAAAGUUAUUUAGUUAUUUUAAGAAUUAAACUACCCCAUGAUGUUCAAAACAAAUUCUACAGACUUCGAAUAUAAGUAGAAAAAAGGCAAUCAACACAUAAGACUAAUAGAAAAUUAACUAUAAGUUAUUAUAUUGUUGUUACUCAUAGAUCUAAGAAUUAGCAAAUGGAAAUUAUUAGAUUUAAAAAACUUUAUGAAAAUUGUAUCAAAAAUCAGGGUUGUGGUAUAAUCGUAAGUUUAUUGGUAAGUUAUGUUAUUUAAACAAUCUAAAAUUUCAUUGUCCGUUCAUUAAGGCAAGUUUUGUCUGUUGCACAGUUUUUAACAUAUCCUGCGCCCAUUCCGAUUGCCAGCAUGAUGAAUAUUUCUAUUUGCUAUAACAUAAAUGCCUUGCUUACACAUUAUAUUUGCUUACGUACAGAUUUUGAUUUUCAUUUCACAUUUUGAUUUUGAUGAAUCGCAACAGUUUCUCCCGUAGAAGAGGAGGCUUUUCAAGCCCCCCAACAUAAAGGCGCGAUAUGUUUCCAUUUUUUUUUUUUGAUUUUUGAUUAUCAGUUAACAGAUUAGACCGAAACGGACCCAACAAGUAGUCCGUGAAUAUUUAAAAAACUGAUUUAUGGAUUACUUGUGGGGUCCAUAUUGGGAGUUUUAGAACAAUUCUGGACAAACUAAAUAGAGAGAUAAUAGAGGCGCAAAGCGUUUGCUUAGACAAUUUGUGUUUAAAGUUUAAACAUAGGUACAAGUACGGUUACAUUACAGUAAUUACAAUAGGUACAAUAAUCAUAUCCAAUAUGCGGUAAGUGUUUAAAAUUAAUAAAGCGUAAUUAGAUAGAUUUCACUACGAACAGAAGAAGGGCAAUGCUUCCAGUAUACAAAUAACAAUAAAGUACAAUACCUAUAAUGCCUAGGUUCUCCGA